AUGGGCGAGCUGCUAUCGCUCAUGAGUGCUACACCUAUGCUUGAGCAACUCGUCCUUGGUGAUUGCUUGAAGGGCCUCAACAGCGGCCCGGGACAAACUAUGCAGGUUACCGCCCGCAACUUGAAAUGCUUAAAGUUUUUCGGCUUGGCUGACGUGUUGCGAGAAGGGCUCUCCCAUAUCCAGCUUCUACGGCCUCUAACCCAUCUCCACAUCGAGAAUCGCAACCCAGACAUAACCAGUUUCAGCUAUUUCCUCCCGUGUAUAUCUACAUGGCAUAUUCCUAAACUCAACUCGUCGGAAGGUAAUCGCAGUCAGUAUGAACUAUCAUUGGCGAGAACACGCGCCUCCCGACAACUUUCGGACUCGAGUUAUAGGGUACGCAUCCUCGUCCCACAAGGGUGGGAUGCCACAGCGGAGCACAUCACCCGAGAACUUUGCGUAGAAACUGUGUUAUCGACGGCCGGUCUCCGCGAUAUUUUCCAAUACCUCUUCACCCUCCUCCCAAUCCGCCUCUUGACCUCUUUUACCAUAUCCACGGCUGGGUGGCAGGGCUUUGGCCUGAGAAGUACUCUGAAGAAUGCAACGUCCCUACGAUCCUUGUCCAUAGCCCCUCCAGACCUCGUGCAGGUAGCGAGCCUUCUUUCGUGCCGAUCCGUAGGAGACAUGCCUGCCCGAAAUCUCGAAGAGCUCACAUUAGACAUGGAGCUGCCUUCCGUUUUUAACCCGGGGCCUCAGCCUCAUGCGACGUUUACGGGACUUGAAGAGCUCCGGGAAUGUAUCCUUCUUAGGCGUGCGUAUGGCCAUCCGGUGCACAGAGUAGUCUUCAAGUACUGCACGCCUGAGGAUUCCUAUGCAUUCGCUGGCAUGCAGUGGGAAAAGGUCGAAGACCUGGGCAUCGAGCUGGUGUUCAUCGUUGAAGUGGGCUGCGGAAGAUUCGUUCAGAACGAGAAGUAUUCCUUGCAGUCUUUCCUUGCCUUAGCUAGCAGGGCCUAG
Messenger RNA from Coniophora puteana RWD-64-598 SS2, 993 nucleotides. RefSeq lists its product as uncharacterized. The transcript has a single exon. Lineage: Eukaryota; Fungi; Basidiomycota; Agaricomycetes; Boletales; Coniophoraceae. Bases 1 to 993 code for a protein of 330 amino acids. The record is from RefSeq and is a predicted model, not a curated record.